UUUAAACCUCGAACCCCUCCUCAAGCACCUUGACAGUGAGUUCAGAAGCAAAAUGAAGAUGUUGUUCCUUCUGGUGAUCGCAGCUACUGUCCUGCCUUCUUCUGGCAUCAAUGUCAAUGGGACAAUCAACAACGAUGGAGUUUGUCUCUGCUCUGUGGUUUUGCCUGAUACAUCAUUCCCGGUGGAAAAGGUGGAAUAUUUGGAAAUAACAUCACAGGAGCUCAAAAGCAGCGUGGAACAGGAAAUCAGCAAGGUACAGGAAUACUCAAGGGCUGUCUCUGUACACUCCUCCAAGCUGCUGAAUCUGACACGCCGCCUGGAAAAGAUGGAAACUGGUCAUUCCUACACUCAGCUCGACUUUGAGCUGCUGAAACUGGAGAUCCAAGAACUAGAGACACUCACCAAUCAGCUGAGGAACUCCCUUAACAACAGCAACAGCAUUAUCGAUCAGCUUUACGCUAAGAUUACAAAUAUGUCACGCACUGUCAGUGAGCUGGAAUCGUUUGACACACAAAAUGUGCUGGCAUUCCGCAAAGAAAUUGCACUGCUGAGGAAACAGCUUGCAGACUGUGAGAAGAAUCAAGCCCCACCAACUCAUGCUCCCAUUGAAUACGGAAGCUGCGAUCAUAAUGGCAUUCUCCAAAUAGGCGGACCUACUGUAAUACAACUGAAUUAUAAUGGAUUUAGUUAUAAAUAUGGAGGGUGGGGUAAAGAUUCAAUUCCACCCCCUAAUAAAAAGGAGCUGUAUUGGGUGGCACCACUCUACACAGAUGCACGAACGCUGUACUCCUUCAGAGUGUAUUACUCACACGAUGAUUUGCUUCUCUACAAAAAUUCAAUAACUGAAACAUUUUCAAGUUCUACAUACAGAGCACAGGGAAGUGGAAUGGUUUUGUUCAAUAAUUCCUUGUAUUACAACUGUUACAAUUCUAGGGACAUGUGCAGGUAUAACAUAGACACAGGCAGUGUGCAAAGAGAAACUCUUAGAGGUGCAGCGUUCAAUAACAGGUAUUCUUACGCGGGGAUCACAUACCAAGACAUGGACUUUGCUGUGGAUGAAACUGGCCUCUGGAUUAUUUACUGCCCUGAAGCAAAUGCUGGAAAUGCUGUUAUUGGUAAGAUUAAUGUGACCACCUUCACUGUGGAAAAGACAUGGGUCACCAGGCUGUUUAAACCUAGUGUGACCAAUGCUUUUAUGAUAUGUGGGGUUCUGUAUGCAAUUCGGCCUGUGAACCCACAGUCUGAGGAAAUUUUCUACACAUUUGACACCAGAACUGGGCAGGAAGGUAGGGUUUCUAUAAGGAUGGGUAAGGUCUUGGAAAAACUGCAAAGUGUUAACUACAAUCCAGCUGAUCACAAACUCUACGUAUACAAUGAUGGUUACCAGCUGACUUAUGAUGUCAUGUUUAGACAUGAACCACCAGUGAGCAGCAGUGUUGCCAACUGAGUAGUUAGCAAUUAACAAACCAAACGACUAGGUUUGGAACUUAAUUGGGGGGGGGGGGGGUGGAAUCUAGGUCCAUUGAGAAAUUUCUGUGCUUGAAUCUCAGAUUAGAUUUAGACAACACAUUAUCUACUUCUUCCCACCACAGAUUUAGCCUCAGUUUUACAGCUGGCAGCUGUUAUCACAAAAUGCAGCUUUGGUGCAAUAAUUAAACUUAGAAUAGGGGUGAAAUUCUAAUCUGCCAUCGAAAGAUAACAGGUAGGCCAGGUCUGUGUGGAGUUGUAACUGAACUGAGCUCUCAUGGAACCAUCACUUUCAAGGUGAAGAGGUUUACCUCCAGAAUGAUGGUAACAUUCUGACUGUGUGAUUAAUUCUCGAUGUUACAGUUCGUUUAAUAUCUGGACAACCAUCUUGUUGGAUAACAUGCCAUUGGUGGAAAACUCAUUUGUGAUUGUUGUAUUCAUUCAUUUUCUGUCUUUCUUGAAUUGUUAUUGAAAACAUUUGCCAGAUGCAAAUGGUUUGGAGACUUAUUCUGGAAUUCUUGGCAAAUUUAAUAAUAAAUAUCAACAUCUACAAUGAGUUCA
This is a messenger RNA of Rhincodon typus (whale shark), 2028 nucleotides long. RefSeq names its product olfactomedin-4-like. Gene Ontology annotation, biological process: signal transduction. The transcript is spliced from 5 exons. NCBI's taxonomy places the organism in Eukaryota, Metazoa, Chordata, Chondrichthyes, Orectolobiformes, Rhincodontidae. The record is from RefSeq and is a predicted model, not a curated record. Bases 53 to 1447 code for a protein of 464 amino acids.